GAAUUUUGGCGGGAUAGUUUGGGAUGGGACCAAAAAUUUGGCGACUGGAGAAAAUGAGAAAAUCAAAAUCACUGAGAAAGAAAUUUCGAGAAAUCUGAAAAUCGGAAGGAAGAAAACAAAAACCUUUCAAUUGAAGAACGGAGAAAUCAUCAUCCGAUGGGUCGAUUAGAUGUAGCUGCGGCGAAGAGAGCGUACCGGAAAGCAGAAGAAGUGGGUGACCGGAGAGAACAGGCGAGGUGGGCUAACAAUGUCGGCGAUAUCCUUAAGAAUCAUGGAGAGUACGUUGAUGCUCUCAAGUGGUUUAGGAUUGAUUACGAUAUCUCCGUCAAGUAUUUACCUGGGAAAGAUUUGUUACCUACUUGUCAGUCUCUUGGCGAGAUCUAUCUCCGCCUCGAAAAUUUCGAAGAAGCCUUGAUUUAUCAGAAGAAGCAUUUACAGCUAGCUGAAGAAGCUAAUGACACUGUGGAGAAGCAAAGAGCAUGUACUCAACUUGGACGUACUUACCAUGAAAUGUUCUUGAAGUCUGAGGAUGAUUGUGAAGCCAUUCAGAGUGCUAAAAAGUACUUUAAGAAAGCCAUGGAACUUGCACAGAUUCUCAAGGAGAAACCACCUCCUGGAGAAUCUAGCGGAUUCCUUGAGGAGUAUAUUAACGCACAUAACAACAUCGGUAUGCUUGACCUUGAUCUUGAUAAUCCUGAAGCAGCCCGUACUAUUCUUAAGAAAGGGCUGCAGAUUUGCGAUGAAGAGGAGGUGAGAGAGUAUGAUGCUGCUCGGAGUAGGCUUCAUCAUAACCUUGGAAACGUUUUUAUGGCGCUGAGAAGUUGGGAUGAAGCAAAGAAACACAUUGAGAUGGAUAUUAAUAUCUGUCAUAAGAUUAAUCAUGUCCAAGGAGAAGCGAAGGGGUAUAUCAAUCUCGCUGAAUUACACAACAAGACCCAAAAGUACAUUGAUGCUCUUUUAUGUUAUGGUAAAGCUUCUAGUCUAGCGAAAUCUAUGCAAGACGAGAGUGCAUUGGUUGAACAGAUAGAGCAUAAUACCAAGAUAGUCAAGAAAUCCAUGAAAGUUAUGGAAGAAUUGAGAGAAGAAGAGCUUAUGCUUAAGAAGUUGUCUGCAGAAAUGACUGAUGCCAAAGGCACUUCGGAGGAACGAAAGUCUAUGCUCCAAGUAAAUGCUUGUCUUGGAAGUCUUAUUGAUAAAUCUAGCAUGGUAUUCGCAUGGCUGAAGCAUCUUCAAUAUUCAAAAAGGAAGAAGAAAAUAUCAGAUGAACUCUGUGACAAGGAAAAGCUGAGUGAUGCCUUCAUGAUUGUUGGAGAAUCUUACCAAAAUCUCAGAAAUUUCAGAAAGUCCCUGAAGUGGUUCAUAAGAAGUUAUGAGGGACAUGAAGCAAUUGGUAAUCUGGAGGGUCAAGCACUAGCGAAGAUUAAUAUUGGUAAUGGUUUGGACUGUAUUGGGGAAUGGACAGGAGCACUUCAGGCAUAUGAAGAGGGGUACAGAAUUGCUUUGAAAGCUAAUCUUCCUUCAAUCCAGCUUUCUGCACUGGAAGAUAUACACUAUAUCCAUAUGAUGAGAUUUGGGAAUGCUCAAAAAGCCAGUGAAUUGAAGGAAACAAUACAAAAUCUGAAGGAGUCAGAACAUGCUGAGAAAGCCGAAUGUAGUACACAAGAUGAAUGCUCUGAAACUGACUCAGAAGGGCAUGCGAAUGUAUCGAAUGAUAGGCCAAAUGCAUGUAGCUCACCGCAAACACCAAAUUCACUUAGAUCAGAACGGUUAGCAGAUCUGGAUGAAGCAAAUGAUGAUGUGCCACUAAUUUCAUUUCUCCAGCCUGGAAAACGUCUGUUCAAAAGGAAACAAGUUUCAGGAAAACAAGAUGCUGACACUGAUCAGACGAAGAAAGAUUUCUCUGUAGUAGCAGACUCUCAGCAGACAGUUGCUGGUCGAAAGCGUAUUCGAGUAAUCCUCUCUGAUGAUGAAAGUGAGACCGAAUAUGAGCUGGGAUGCCCUAAAGACAGUUCUCACAAAGUUCUAAGGCAGAAUGAAGAGGUUUCUGAGGAAAGUAUGUAUUUUGAUGGUGCUAUUAAUUAUACGGAUAAUCGUGCCAUCCAAGAUAAUGUAGAAGAAGGUUCUUGCUCGUAUACGCCUCUCCAUCCUAUUAAGGUGGCUCCAAAUGUCAGCAAUUGUAGAUCUUUGAGUAAUAAUAUAGCUGUUGAAACAACUGGUCGUCGUAAAAAAGGAUCUCAAUGUGAUGUUGGCGACUCCAACGGCACGUCCUGCAAAACUGGAGCUGCUCUCGUGAACUUCCACGCUUACUCAAAAACUGAGGAUCGAAAAAUAAAAAUUGAAAUUGAAAAUGAACACAUAGCUUUAGACUCCUGUUCUCACGAUGAUGAGUCUGUGAAGGUGGAACUUACUUGCCUAUACUAUUUACAGCUUCCUGACGAUGAGAAAUCUAAAGGUCUGUUGCCGAUCAUUCAUCAUUUGGAAUAUGGUGGAAGAGUUCUGAAACCAUUGGAACUAUAUGCGAUUCUCAGGGACUCUUCUGAAAAUGUUGUUAUUGAAGCUUCCGUUGAUGGCUGGGUUCACAAGCGCCUGAUGAAACUAUACAUGGACUGUUGCCAGUCGUUGUCAGAGAAACCCAGUAUGAAAUUGCUUAAGAAAUUAUAUAUUUCGGAGGUAGAAGAUGAUAUCAAUGUGUCAGAAUGUGAACUGCAAGACAUAUCAGCUGCUCCAUUAUUGUGUGCCCUCCAUGUCCACAAUAUUGCUAUGUUGGAUCUCUCCCACAAUAUGCUAGGGAAUGGAACAAUGGAGAAAUUGAAACAACUUUUUGCCUCAUCAAGCCAGAUGUAUGGUGCUUUAACUUUGGAUUUGCACUGCAAUCGAUUUGGUCCAACUGCUUUGUUUCAGAUCUGUGAAUGCCCUGUUCUGUUCACUCGACUUGAAGUCCUCAAUGUGUCCAGGAAUCGACUUACAGAUGCUUGUGGAUCAUACCUCUCAACUAUAGUGAAAAAUUGCCGGGCACUUUACAGCUUGAAUGUGGAACAUUGUUCACUUACAUCAAGAACAAUCCAAAAGGUAGCUAAUGCUUUGGAUUCGAAGUCAGGACUUUCACAACUCUGUAUAGGUUAUAAUAAUCCUGUUUCAGGGAGUAGUAUUCAAAACCUCUUGGCUAAAUUGGCUACUCUAAGCAGCUUUGCAGAACUGAGCAUGAAUGGCAUAAAGCUGAGCAGCCAAGUUGUUGAUAGCCUUUAUGCACUUGUUAAGACUCCAUCUCUGUCAAAACUUUUGGUUGGCAGCAGUGGAAUAGGAACGGACGGGGCUAUAAAAGUUACUGAAUCUCUAUGUUAUCAGAAGGAAGAAACUGUGAAGCUCGACCUUUCAUGUUGUGGACUAGCUUCCUCUUUCUUUAUUAAGCUCAACCAAGAUGUUACUCUAACCUCUAGCAUUCUUGAGUUUAAUGUUGGAGGAAAUCCAAUCACCGAAGAGGGAAUCAGUGCACUUGGGGAGCUGCUUAGGAAUCCUUGUUCAAACAUAAAAGUUCUUAUUCUAAGCAAGUGUCAUCUGAAGCUCGCUGGGCUUCUAUGCAUAAUUCAAGCACUUUCAGAUAAUAAGAAUCUUGAAGAGCUUAAUCUUUCUGACAAUGCUAAGAUAGAAGAUGAGACUGUGUUUGGCCAACCUGUGAAGGAAAGAUCAGUAAUGGUAGAGCAAGAACAUGGAACAUGUAAAUCUGUCACCUCAAUGGACAAAGAACAAGAGCUAUGUGAAACCAAUAUGGAGUGUGAUGAUCUCGAAGUUGCAGACAGCGAAGAUGAACAAAUAGAGGAAGGAACUGCAACCUCGAGUAGUCUUAGUUUGCCACGCAAGAACCAUAUCGUGAAAGAGCUUUCUACCGCUCUUUCAAUGGCUAACCAGUUGAAGAUUCUGGACUUAAGCAACAAUGGGUUCUCAGUUGAAGCCUUGGAAACAUUAUACAUGUCAUGGUCAUCAUCAAGCUCCCGAACUGGCAUCGCCCAAAGGCAUGUAAAAGAAGAGACUGUCCAUUUUUAUGUCGAAGGAAAGAUGUGUUGCGGAGUCAAAUCAUGCUGCAGAAAGGACUGAAGAAGAUCUUGUCUGAAACUGUAUUUGCCAAUAAUAAACCUCUGUUUUUAAAUAUUGAGUAUUUUUAUUUAGAGCGUUUGCAGAAAUUUUUACAUAUUGAUAUUUACACAUUUGGGUUGUGAUGUGUAAAUUUGCUGCAGUUUAAGCGUUAAUGCUCAUAUAAAUUUAGUGACGUUAAUCUUAUGCAACUUUUUAAAAAAUGUAAAAAUU
Messenger RNA from Arabidopsis thaliana (thale cress), 4302 nucleotides. RefSeq names its product tetratricopeptide repeat (TPR)-containing protein (gene TSK). Bases 157 to 4092 code for a protein of 1311 amino acids. The record is from RefSeq and is marked reviewed. Gene Ontology annotation, cellular component: nucleus; nucleoplasm; chromosome. The transcript is spliced from 18 exons. NCBI's taxonomy places the organism in Eukaryota, Viridiplantae, Streptophyta, Magnoliopsida, Brassicales, Brassicaceae. Gene Ontology annotation, biological process: response to DNA damage checkpoint signaling; chromatin organization; meristem structural organization. Gene Ontology annotation, molecular function: histone binding.